Marchantia polymorpha subsp. ruderalis is the source of this 1729-nucleotide messenger RNA. The record is from the annotation of a GenBank genome assembly. NCBI's taxonomy places the organism in Eukaryota, Viridiplantae, Streptophyta, Marchantiopsida, Marchantiales, Marchantiaceae.
CGCUAACCCUCGUUAAGACGCAGUCAAAACCGCGAGCGGGGCAAAUGGCUGACCUCUCCGGCUCUGCUAUAGCAGCGCUGCUAGUCUAGAGGCAGCAGGCGUCGUCCGCCGAUUCGCCAAAACGCUGCUCUGCCCGCCCGCAACACGCCGGGAGUGUGGCUGGCGGGCUCGGGACCAGGUCCGAAAUCCCGGCGACAAGGGUCGACGAAUCUAAUCCACUAAAACCUUCGAUCGGAAGCACAGAGUCGCCGCUAGCUUCGGCUCGAAGGAAGUUCGAGCUGGCCAGACUCGGGCUUUGAGGUUUGCGGUUUGAGGUUUGGGUGCAGGAUUUUCAGUCCGCUUUGCACGAUCUAGUUCGACUGCACUUGGAAUCUCAACUCUGAAAUCUCCGAAAGUGUAGUUCGAUAGGAAUAUCAUCGAGGCGAAGUGAAAAGUCGGUUUGUAUCUUGAAAUCCAGCCAGGAUGGCGUGGGUGGCAGCCACAACUGCUAACUGGUCUGCUGUUCGGCUGGCGAGUCCUGCUGCGAUCACACAAUGCGGAAAUGGCACGCCUGAACGGAGUACGAGGAAUUCGAAAGGACUGGGCUGGAUCGGAGCAGCAGUCGGGCGAUUAUCCUUAGAUUUGUUGACUCAGAGUCGUAAACAGAGUUCUGCGGCUCGGGCAGCCGUCGGUGUAGGCCAAGCGAACGAGGAGUUUUAUCCCGUGGGCGAUUAUUGUCCGCUUUACUCCGAAUUAAAAUCAGUUGCUGUCCCAUCGUCUUCUCAGAGGGAAGGAAGAAGUUCGAGGAGGUUGGAAACUAGAAUUAGUGCCACUUCUGUAGGUGGUGGCGUCAUCGUAGAGCCCGCUAACACUCACACUACCGAACAAGUGCUACCUAGAAUUGGAAGUGUGUCUCGGGUGACGAAGGAAACUAGCGUGGAAGUAGAAUUGAAUCUGGACGGGACAGGAAUCUGCGACUGUGACACCGGCAUACCCUUUCUCGAUCACAUGCUAGAUCAACUUGCGUCGCAUGGACUGUUAGAUGUGACAGUGAAGGCAAAGGGCGACAUUCACAUUGAUGAUCAUCACACGAACGAGGACAUUGGUUUGGCUGUCGGAACUGCAUUACUCCAGGCCUUAGGAGAUAGGAAGGGCAUAUAUCGCUUUGGGGAUUUUUCGGCUCCACUUGAUGAAGCUCUGAUCCAUGUUGUUUUGGAUUUAUCAGGAAGACCAUUUUUGGGGUAUAAUGUAGACAUUCCCACUCAACGAGUUGGUACCUACGAUACACAGUUGGUGGAGCAUUUUUUCCAAUCGGUGGUGAACACGUCUGGAAUGACCCUCCAUAUUCGCAAGCUUGCGGGAACCAAUUCUCACCACAUCAUCGAGGCUACUUUCAAAGCUUUUGCCAGAGCUCUGCGACAGGCGCUUGAAUAUGAUACGAGAAGAAAGGGAUCCGUUCCAAGCUCUAAGGGGGUCUUAUCUCGCGCAUGAUGCUGAUCAGAAACCUGUAACAAGAUUAAGUCAUGCAAACAUUUUAUUGUAACGUACGUAGUUUAGUUUGCAAGCAAGUCUUGCUGCUGGCUUCCAUUAUAUAGUGGCGUUGAAGGACGGACGCUAACCAGGCAGUUCAGUUUAUUCGCUAUAUUAGUUCCGUUACCCACAGGCAACUUUGUUAGUAAUAACGACUAAAAUUUAUGUAUCUUUCAUAUUAAUCUUCUGCCAAUGUUCGUCUCUUGAUUUUUUGUGGCAA